AUCCGAGUCGUUUAGAGAAACCUGUUGGACAAGAUGUCAGAGCAGCAAACGGAUUUCCUGCUGCUGGUUCCCCGGUACAGAUCGACCCAAAGCCUCCGGCUCGCUGAGUAUUUGUUUUUCACACCUUCUGGGUUCUGAGUGGAGCGGUUCUGGUCGGGAUCUGGGAGAGUUUCGGCUCUGAAUCUGGAUCGUUCUGACUUGUUCUGUGGGGAAGUCGUGUGACUGAAGCCGAUGGAGUUCGCCUGCGGGUUUGUUUACGUGCCGCCGUCGCUGAGCCGGAGAGAAGUCCAACGAUCCGGCGGCAACGCAGCCAAACGCUCAGCCCUCCUUCCUCCGGUUAAAGCCUUUCGUCCUCGUCGUGCUCCUCCUCCUCCGCCCCCCACCCAGCCGGCCGACCCGCAGGUCAAAGCGCCGCCGUCUCCUAAAGCUUCGUCUCAGAAAACCUCUGGACAGCAGGAGAGAAACCAGAAAGUCGGAUCCUCCAAACCCGUUUCUCUCUUCAACCGUCCAGAACUUCAGCCAAGACCAGAGGCGGAUUCUUCUCCAGCGACGCCUUCCAGAAAGACCGCCCUUCUGCCGCCAUUUAUCAAGCCUGCAGCGAAUCCUGAUCCCAACAAACAACCUGAACCGCCUCAAACCUCCAGCAACAACAUCCAGUCGCUUUGGUACGUCGACACAAAACAUGAAUCAGGUCCAAACAUGGAGACGACGGAGGACCUCUACUCCUACACUUUACCAGAAGGCCGAGGCGGAGAGGCCAAGCUUCCUCCUGAUAGAGGAAUCGCGCUUGGAUCUGCCCUUCUGCCGCCAUUUAUCAAGCCUGCAGCGAAUCCUGAUCCCAACAAACAACCUGAACCGCCUCAAACCUCCAGCAACAACAUCCAGUCGCUUUGGUACGUCGACACAAAACAUGAAUCAGGUCCAAACAUGGAGACGACGGAGGACCUCUACUCCUACACUUUACCAGAAGGCCGAGGCGGAGAGGCCAAGCUUCCUCCUGAUAGAGGAAUCGCGCUUGGAUCUGCUCCACCUCUGCCUCCAAGACCUUCAUUUAUGCCUCCAGCCCCAGAGUACGUGAUGGUUUUACCUGCAGCGCCUCCUUCAUCCAAACCUCCGCUUCCUGCAAGUAAAGAUAAGGGCCCUCUGCCUGGAAAUCCCAAUAUUGUUCUUAUCAGCUUAGGAAAGUUGCUGUCAGAGGAAAGAGAGGUUCCCAGUCAUGGGAAGCCCAUAAUGUGUUCAGAGUGUGGGUCAGUUCUGGACAGCGAGGCCAAAAACCAGGUUAAAGUGUGCUACUUUUGUCAGAGUGAGGAUUUAACUAGACCGUCCAGACUUCCUGUAAGUGUGCAGAAAGAUGAUGUGUUUCUGCUGAACCCUGGAGAGCAGCCGCAGUCCACCGCCGACUCGCUGCUGCUGUUCUGCAUCGACACGUCCGGCUCCAUGAGCAUCACCUCCGAGGUGUCAGAAUCAGGGCAGAACAUCCAAAGAACCAGACUCGAGUUUGUCCAAGAAGCUGUGCUGCAGUGUGUUCGGAAGCUGAGCCACCAGCGGCCGGAGGUUCGAGUUGGACUCAUCACUUUCAACUUCCAGGUCACUGUGUACGAAUGCAGCAGUUUCCAGUUGUAUCAUCUCAGCGGCGCCGAGCUGAACGACAGGGGCUUCCUGAUGGAGGCCGCGGCCGGAAUGGCCAUGCCGCUCCCACUGUCACAGACUAAAGAUUACUUAGAGAGACACAUUUCAGGAUUAUCAGCAAAUGGAGAAACGGCUCUGGGUCCAGCUGCCCUGGUUGCUGUUUCAAUGGCCUCCAGGCUGCCAGGGUCAAAGGUGAUUAUCUGUACAGAUGGAAAAGCCAACGCAAAACUAGGGAAUCUAGAAGAUGAGGACAACGACGCUCGCGCUCUGCUCUCGUCCACCAUCUUCUACCAGAACCUGGGGGAGUCCGCCGCCACCCAGGGGGUGACCGUGUCCGUGCUGUCCAUAGAAGGAACGGACUGCCGACUGGAUGAACUGGGAAGACUGGCGGAUCGAACUGGAGGAAAAGUGGUAAUAGCCAGUCCCAACCAGCUGCACUCAGAGUUUGAAGAGAUCAUUGAAAACAGGACCGUAGCUACACACUGUGCCGUAACGCUCCUGGUGCCCAAAUCUCUGCGGCUGAAAGGAGAGAGGGAGGUGGGACACAAAGGGACCAGAGAGGUGGGGAAUGUGAACACUGAUACUGAGGUCACCAUGCAGUUUGGAGCCCAGCAACACACAGAAGUGGCGCCGCCGGCUUGUGGCAGCCGCGUCGCCGUGCAGCUGCAGGUCCGGUACCGGAGGAACGGUCAGGCUCUGCUCCGGGUGUUCACUGCAGAGAGGGAGGUCACCGACGACAGCUCGGCGGCGCUGUCCUCCCUCUCCCUCGCCAUCGUUCAGCUCAGCUCGCUGCAGGCCAGCGCCGCUCUGGCCGUCAGAGGCCGCUUCCUGGACGCCAGGAAGGAGGGAGCAGAGCAGCGGCGGCUCAUCGAGCGAGCGAUAGAGCAGAAUCAGAGAGCAGAGGACCAGCAGAUGUACCAGGACUGGGUCAGAACCAUGGAGCCCAUAAACCACAACAUUCACACUCUAGCCAGGAGGAGCGCUCUUCUGUCCUACUCUGAGCCUCUGACAGACGCUGGUGCAGCUCUGUUCAUCACCAUGAAGCACAGCAACAGGACGUCCAUGUAGCGCCGCCAAACGUCACACAAAGGCUCCGAGUCACUUUAUAUAAUUAUAAUAUUAUAUAAUUAAUAAAUGUAAUUAUGAAGCCACAGGAAA
Molecule: messenger RNA, 2787 nt
Organism: Xiphophorus maculatus (southern platyfish)
Lineage: Eukaryota; Metazoa; Chordata; Actinopteri; Cyprinodontiformes; Poeciliidae
Product: circularly permutated Ras protein 1-like
Exons: 21
Coding region: 232-2697 (821 amino acids)
Biological process (GO): COPII-coated vesicle cargo loading; intracellular protein transport; endoplasmic reticulum to Golgi vesicle-mediated transport
Cellular component (GO): COPII vesicle coat; endoplasmic reticulum exit site
Molecular function (GO): zinc ion binding; SNARE binding
Source: RefSeq, a predicted model, not a curated record